Messenger RNA from Humulus lupulus (European hop), 870 nucleotides. RefSeq lists its product as uncharacterized. The record is from RefSeq and is a predicted model, not a curated record. The transcript is spliced from 2 exons. Bases 1 to 870 code for a protein of 289 amino acids. NCBI's taxonomy places the organism in Eukaryota, Viridiplantae, Streptophyta, Magnoliopsida, Rosales, Cannabaceae.
AUGACCACCUCCGUCCUGGACUUUAUGGGGGUGGAAAGUAAUGAUAGAGUGGCCUAUUCAACAUUCAUGUUUCGGGAAGAUGCACAAAUCUGGUGGGAAGUGGUGUCUCAGACCAGAGAUGUGAAGACCCUGAGCUGGGAAGAAUUCAGAGGACUAUUCAAUGAGAAAUACUAUAAUGAUGCAGUUAGAGCUACAAAGGCUAAUGGGUUCAGUAAUUUGUUGCACGGGACCAUGACUAUUAUAGAGUACGCCCUAAAGUUUGACAUGUUGGCCAAGUUAGCUGUAGACUUGGUGCCAACUGAUGUAGUUGAGAAGGCCCUUACUGCUGAGAACAAGAUUUGGUGUGAGAAUGUGGCCAGAAGAGACACUAGGUGGGUGGGACCUCCCUUUAUUGGAGCUAGUUGCGGAGGCUCUAGUGACCAAAAGAGGAAGAUCCUCGUUACCAUUAUAGUUCCAGGCCCAGAUAGGCGGACUUGGGGUGCACAGGUUGGCCGCCAAGGCAGCAAUGAGAGUUGGAGGACGUAUCCAGAAUGUGCCAGAUGCAGGAGACGUCAUCUCAGAGAGUGUCGGGCGAAGGCCUGCUUUUUAUGCGAUAUUGUUGAGCACCUCAAGAAAUAUUUCCCAGGAUCGAAGAAGGAAGAACUAAAGAAGGCUGACAACUUGGCUUUGGCUCGAGUGUUCGCAUUGACACAAUCAAAGGUUGAGGCUCGACCCUCAGUAGUGACAUGUCAACUUUCUAGUGUUGGCACUUCCUAUUCAGUUUUGAUUGAUUUUGGGGCUACAUAUUCCUUUGUAUCUAGUAGGGCAAUCGAUAGGUUGUGUAGGCCAUGGGAAUACGAUGUAGUGGGUUUUGGACCUUGUUUCCUAUAG